AUGCCAUGUUUCAGCCAGUUCCAACCAUCCUCUUUGUCUAUACAGCAAUAUCUCGACUUUGGUCGAAUCGGUACGGCUGCUACAUCAUACACAUUUCUGAAGAAUGAGCUCAUGGUGCGGCUGGCCAAUAUUAUGCAGGAGUUUUCUUUACUGCCUCCAAAACUACUACAAAUGCCAAGUUCCAAGCUGGUCAGCAGUUGGUACUGCGAAAGUUUCGAGGACCUUCUGAAGUUCGAAAGUGCUGCUCCAUCAACGGAAAAUAUAGAGUCGUACGUCGUAUUCGGAAAUGUUCUACCGGAAAGCCCAAGGCACGUCGGUUGCAUUGAUCCUGCAUGCGAUGUCGAAGGCGUCGUUCAUGAUGCUUUUGAAAAUGCAAGAUUUCUUUGCGACCGUUACUAUCUCACGAGCCCUUCGAUGAAACUCGAGAUGCAUAAUGCUGUUGAAAAGGACCGACCUAUAAGUAUUGUUGCUGUACCGAGUCACCUAUAUCAUAUAAUGUUCGAAUUACUAAAGAACGCCAUGCGCGCCACAGUUGAGCAUCAUGGUGUCGAUGACGAUCUUCCUGACAUCAAAGUUUUCGUGGUCAGAGGUCAAGCAGACCUGUCUAUCAAGAUUUGCGACCGCGGUGGUGGUGUUUCUCGCACUAUAGUGGAGCGGUUGUUCAAUUACAUGUAUAGCACUGCUCCACCUCCACCGAGAGAUGGUACACAGGCACCGCUGGCUGUACCUGUUGAAGCUAGUGAAGUGCUGCCUAUAUACAGCACGUCGUCUCGAAGAAACCUCACCAUGGGCCCACAAGUGGCUGACUGGUCUCACAAUGUAACUGGAAAUAGUUUUCGCCCAGGCUGA
Molecule: messenger RNA, 849 nt
Organism: Ostertagia ostertagi
Lineage: Eukaryota; Metazoa; Nematoda; Chromadorea; Rhabditida; Trichostrongylidae
Source: the annotation of a GenBank genome assembly